AUGUGGAACCAGGGGGGUCAGGCCGAGUUUGUGCAUCAGGCACAACAACUGUGGCAGCAUGCUGCGCAGCAUGCUGGGGAUCAGUCUAUGCCUCACGCCGCGGAUGUUGCUGCAGCUUGGCAGCGGUGGGCAGACGCCCUCUUUGAAGGUGCAGGGCGUGUUGCACAUGAUCUUGUUCUACCUGCUUAUGCGGCCGAAGUGGCAUUGGACCCGAACACGACGUAUCUCUACGGAGCUGAUGGCGCAGUUUUGGUGGAUCCAAUGAACAACAAGCCGAUCUCGGACGACUGGUGGAACGGCUUCAUCGGCUUCCAGUCUGAGUUGAUCAAGUCCAUUGACGCCAAGCUCCGGGAAGUGGGUGUAGAGCAGGCCUUCGGCUGGACCAUCGCUUUGUACACGGCCAUCAAGCUCUUGUUCUUCCCCUUGCAGCAGUCACCGUCGCAGCAAAUGUCAAGGAGAUCUGAAGAGGAAUGUCUGCAGUCGCCCGGGGCCAAGCCCCGGAACUUUGGGUGCCCUUUCCAUAGGAUACCACUCAUGUUUUUGGGCCUCUGGAUUGGUGGUUUGGAUUGCUGGUUUGGGGUCUGA
Effrenium voratum is the source of this 585-nucleotide messenger RNA. The record is from the annotation of a GenBank genome assembly. Lineage: Eukaryota; Dinophyceae; Suessiales; Symbiodiniaceae.